Molecule: messenger RNA, 4430 nt
Organism: Pocillopora verrucosa
Lineage: Eukaryota; Metazoa; Cnidaria; Anthozoa; Scleractinia; Pocilloporidae
Product: inositol-trisphosphate 3-kinase A
Biological process (GO): inositol phosphate biosynthetic process
Cellular component (GO): cytoplasm; nucleus
Molecular function (GO): inositol-1,4,5-trisphosphate 3-kinase activity; inositol tetrakisphosphate kinase activity
Source: RefSeq, a predicted model, not a curated record
CUGAUGUAGCUUUAAGUGGAAUUUCUUCGGAGUUUACAGCAGGGAUUCGUGUUGUAUACGGUAUGAGGGCAUACGUUUGACAUUUUGAUUGCUACGUUGACACACGGGAAGAGAACGUGUGACAUAAAGCUACAUAUCAGCAAGGCUACCACCGAAAAGUGCUAUGAAAUCGCGGAUCGAAAGGAAUUAAUUUAAAUAAUUUCGAACAGAUUUCAGUUAAAUACCGACCUAACUGAUGUUGGAACCGACCCAUGGAACAGAGGUCGUCACGGCUUUGGUUAGAGUUGUAGUAAUCGAUUGUUUCAGUUUCUACCGUGUGUUGCAACUCGAAAUUUGCCUCUCGUCAAGCGAAUCAACAGUGCCUAAUUUCAAUCAAGAAUGGGAAACACACGCAUCGAUAAGACAGGAUAAGCCAUCUUCAAACGAACUCGCGUGCACUGGAGUAAACAAAAGCGAUAUUUCUGUCGAAAAUUUCUCAAAACCAAGAUAAUAUCCGUUGGAACUCAGUUAGCCGAUCACACAUUCCACUCGGCCAUGCAAUGCGAUGAGCGACCGUCAAAAAACAUGGAGGUCGACGUCUACGACGGGCGCAUUCGUGGAAGAAAUUCUUCACAAGUAUAAUUGCUAUUCGGAAACCGAUAAUUUCUUCUCAAGAAUGUCUAGUCAAGCCUUGGCCGAUCGAAUAGCGUCAUUGAAAGGACACGUUUUCUCCAAUACAAACAGUCAUUCCGACAACUGCGAUCAAACCAAUAACUGCGAAGGAGGCGAAAUUGACUUAUCAAAUAAUACCCCUCCCUUGAGGCAGCGUAUGUUAACUUAUGCUGAUGCAGAAAACAAUCAAAGCACCCUUCAGGCCGACUCAAGCAAGUCUGUUAAGGAAAGCGAUCAGCGUGGACAAACUAAACCAAGUUGUUGCGCUUCGAAUACGAAAACCAACGAAGACAUUUUGGAUCUCAGUGCAGAAAUCAACUCAAAUUUGGCGCUCACGAGUAGAACUCUCCCGGGGGAUGGUGAAUUUGGAUUGUCGACUCGAUCGUCAGCUUCGAGUUCCUGCGAUAAAACAGAUGAUAACGAGGAUGUAAUUUGCUUAGAUCACUCUAACCUGUUAGUGACGACCCCGGUAGUUGUAAUAACGCCGGCUGUUAUGGAGGAGUGUGUGGAUGAAGGGAAAACCAUCGCUAUGGUGGAUACGAAUGGUGAUCUUUCUGCCACCAUGUUGGCAAAAGAUUCCACUGAUACUUGCUCUUUGUCAAGUUACGGUUCUUGCUCGGAAAACGAGAUCCUUACCGACGAUGAACCAUCAGAUGAUGAAAUGAGACAACCAUUGGAAGACAAAUCUGAUAAGACCCAUUCACGCUGGAAGAAAAUUCGUAGUAUGAUCCACUGGUCUCCAUUUGUACAGAACUUUAAAAAGAAGUAUCCCUGGGUGCAGUUAGCUGGACAUCAAGGGUGUUUUAAACCAGGAGAAAAUGGCACAAUUCUAAAGAAAUCCACAGACAAAGAGAGAGAAUGUCUUGUGAGGCUAAUGAAAGACAUUUUGAGACCUUAUAUCCCUGAAUACAAGAAAGAAGUUAACAAAGGUGGAGAACGAUAUCUUGAAAUGCAGGAUUUACUACAAGAAUUUGAAACUCCAUCUGUCAUGGACUGUAAGAUGGGAACAAGAACAUACUUAGAAGAUGAAUUGGCGAAGGCAAAGUCAAAACCCAGAAAAGAUUUGUUCCAAAAGAUGGUAGAAGUAGACCCCAGUGAACCCACUGAGGAGGAGAAGAGGGAAGGUGGAAUAACCAAGCCACGUUACAUGCAGUGGAGGGAGCAGCUGAGUUCAACUUCAAGCCUGGGUUUCAGGAUUGAAGGAAUUAAGAAAGGUGAUGAGAAGCCCAACAAAGAUUUUAAGAAAACAAGAACAAAAGAAGAUGUUGAUAAAGUUUUUACAGAGUUUAUUGGUGAUGAUGAACAGAUAAGAAAAAAAUAUAUAAGACGACUAAAAGCUAUAAGAGCAACUUUAGAAUCUUCACCAUUCUUUCGCUCUCAUGAGGUGGUUGGUAGUUCACUGUUAUUCGUCCAUGAUGCAGAUGGCCGGGCCAGCGUGUGGAUGAUUGAUUUUGGUAAAACCACCCCACUUCAAGAUGGAAUGUGGUUGAAUCACAGAACACCUUGGGAGGAGGGCAACCAUGAAGAUGGUUACUUAUGGGGUUUGGACAACAUGGUUGACAUUUGGUCACAAAGAUGAUCUUUACUCUGAAUUGUAGGAGCUUAGCUAAAAGUAAUUAUUGUUGACAAUUCUCUUUUAUAAAAUUAUAUCUGUCAAUGAAUGCAUGUGCUGUAUGUAGGUUUUGUUUCAAUGUAGACUGAGGAAUGGAAGGAAGUGGUUACAAAAGUUGUAAUGCUUACCAAGAAAGUCAUAGAAUGCAUGCUUUGGUGUAAAAAUGAUAUAAAAUCAUCAUACUUAUAGUAUGUUGGAGGGGCCCUAUGCUUUUGGUAGUAAAGUUCAAACAAUCAAUAUUUUUAAGUUCUUAAAGCAGAAAAGUAGUGAAAAUCAUGGAAUUGUGAAUGCUGUAAAGACUGCAAAACCUGUUGUCAAAGGUUAUUACAACUAACAUUUCAUGUUGGUAGACUGUCUUAUUGUUUAGGAGUGAGAUCAAAGGAACAAAAAAAAAUUACUGUUCAGAGAUGGCCUUAGAGAGAGGAAAAAUAUAGAAAUAGACUGUAGAAUUCUAUGAACUUUUAGAGCUCUUCCAUCCCAAACCUUUGUGAAUCAGGCAAUCCAGAAGGAAAUGUUUACAUACAAUCUGUGAAAAAAUUAUUUGACACUUGACUGUGUUAACCUUCUCCAAGGAAUUAUUAUGUCGCUGGUGAGGAGUCAACCUGUAUGCUUUAGACAGUUUCUAGAUAGUGUGCCUUGAAAACUUAUUCUGUUGUCUUAGUAACCUGAAACACUGUCAGCCUGCCUUAGAGCAGUGUCACAGUUUGAAAUGACUUGAGAAUAUUCUUUAGGUCAUAAAGCAAAAUACCAUAGGUCAUGGCUAUUUAACACAAGAAUUGUAGGAGAUAGCCAGGAAAUUUGGGGAUCUCUGAAGUCUAGUGGACAUUAAACCACAGGUUGCCAGAAUUCACAUUUUCCUUUAUUCAAUGGUGUACAUUCACAGAAAAAAAAGCCCAACAAUAUACGUGGAAGAGGGGGUGAGGCAGUAAGGGUAUUUCGUGUAGGAAGAAAAUUGCUAUGAUAAACCGAAUUUUGAAAUCUCAGUAGCAAUGUGUCAACUAGUUUUUUACAGAUUGUAGAUGAUGGACUUUGAAAUGAUGGACUAUGGAAAAUACAGGGCUGGUGUGUUGUACCACAAUACUAAAGCUGUGAUUUAGCACGUUUUACCACUUUAAUUCCAUAGAAAUAAUUUACAAUACAAUAACAAUAUCAAUACAAGCAGACAAGUGAUGAGAAUAUAGAAAAAUGUCAACGAAGGGAUUAUCAAUAACUGAUCCAAUGCCAAAUUCUCCAAACUAACAUCAUAAGAAUUGUAUGUCAGACAGUAAGGAGAAUUACCUAGGAGAUCUUAGGUGUGAAAGGUUAGGGAUGUUUACUUGUUUCCUGUUUUCCCCCAAAAUCAUCAACUGCGCAUGCUCUGUUGUAUGUUGGCUUGUUAGGCAAAAAUUUGCAGUCAUUAAAACGAUGCUAAAUGCUAGUCAAUUUAGAAAAUAAUAAGUAAGAAUAAAUAUAUUCAUUGUCAUAGUUAGUUUGACAAGGGAUUUCAGUUGUCCAGGGAAGAUUGUUUAACAUCAUCAGUACUCAACCAGCUAUAGGCUGUUUCCUUCACUGUUGAUGUUUUCAAAGUGUUAGUUCCCAAGUGGAAUUUCAGUCACUGUGAACCACAAACAUUUGCUUCAGUAGAACUGAUGCUAAUGUUGAUGGCUAUUAAAACCACUGCAAAAUUUUCAUGCUACAUAGUGAGUCAGAGACCUCUUACAAUUGACUCAUGGCCUCUUUACCCUGCCUCAUCCUUACUUUUUGUUCAGGAAAGGGGCACUCUUAAAUAGGCUAAAGAGAUACUGCAUUUUUAGAGAUAACUCAGUCUGUCUCUCAAAAUAGUCCAAAGUAAUUCAAUUUACAGUUUCAUUUAUUUACAAGAUGUACAUUGUCUAUUUGAAAAGUGGUCAAACCAACUCUGUCAAGAAUAUAUUUCCUAGUCUGUAACUCUGACCUCUUAUUUAAAACGUUAGCAUUUUGGUUUACUGUGACUGAGUGAUCUAAUACUCUGACUUGUAAAUAUCUAUUGCUCAUUAACUGUGCAUGUGAUAAAUGAAGAUAUGUACAUUGUAUAUUAACAGUUAAUGUUGAAAUUCAGGGCUGUUUUUUUUGUCCACUUUUUUGUUACAAGGUGAUUAUGUUAAAUUUCAGUCACUGUCAUGAUGUAACGACCAUUAAAUUUUUUUUG